Linnemannia hyalina is the source of this 3318-nucleotide messenger RNA. NCBI's taxonomy places the organism in Eukaryota, Fungi, Mortierellomycota, Mortierellomycetes, Mortierellales, Mortierellaceae. The record is from the annotation of a GenBank genome assembly.
AUGGCUGCCACUCGGAACUUACCCGCACACCUCGCCGAAUUGGCUGACAUCCUCGGUCCUGAUGUUGACGUUGCCAUCCUGGAGAAGCUCCAUGUCAUCUCGGACGGGAACCUCAAUCGCGCCAUCAAUCACUUUUAUGAAGGAACCUACAACACCGCCACUAUACCAGUACGAGGUCCUGCACAAGCACAAGCACAAGCACAAGCAACAACAUCGUCAGCAAGAAUACUGGCUGGCCAGAAACGCAACGCAACCAUUGUCAACUCAGACGAGCAGCUCUUCACACGGCGGACCGGUGCCACCUCACAGUCUGUCAAACAGGAGUCAGGAACAAUAUCACAGUCUGCCGCUGCUGGAAAAAAACGCAAGAUCCAGGACUCGUUCUUUCCCAAGUACCUCGGCGAGAUCACCAUCGUUGCUUAUGCGCUCGGAGGGAUGGUCAAGAUCAAGGCAGGAGAGGAUGUGUGCUUUGAGAGGUCACGGCCUAAUCCACAGUCUCAACUGGGUCGUAAGAAGACGGGAUGGGCAGCCAAGCCGGCCAAGGAGAACAACGUCGUCCGGUUCACAAAGGAAAACGGCUUUGAGAUUGGCCGACUGCAUGUGGACACGGCGCGAUGGGUCUCCAAGAUCAUGGAUUAUGGGCUGGCAGAGUUUCGAGGCACGAUCAUCCUUGCACCACCCGUCCUGCAGACUGGGGCCGAGAUCGUGCUGACGAUGCGCUGCUACUUGACUGUUGCAGCCUUCACGGAGUUAGGAUCAGCUAGCAAGGUCUUGGGAAACCCCAAAGCAGGAUCGUCGUUUGCGAAGGAGGCGAUGGAGACGGAGGAUGAGUUGGAUCUCAAGUUCAGGAAGUACGCCAUGAACGCCAUGUUUCGGGAACUAGCGUUGACGCCCAUUGCCACCAAUACUACCGUUGGGCCGCGUGACCAAAACAUCGAAAUUUUCAGCUCGACACCCGAAGUAACUGCGACGGUCAACGAGGGCGAGGAGGAGAAGGAGGGCGAGCCUGAGGUGUCGGACAAGGAGCUCGAUGUACUCUACGAGAAGGCACAACAGCACGGACGUGAGUUUGCUCCGAUGGAUCCACCACCAACGAUGACCUACACUCUCAAGCAAUACCAACGGCAUGCGCUGGCCUGGAUGUACCACAAGGAAUGCUCAGUGACGACCGAGGGCCACCAGACAUUACAUCCGCUUUGGGAGGCAUACGAGUUCAAGCAGGAAGAUGGCCAGGGUCUCAAAUCGGACGAACCUCAGAGAUAUUACUUUAACCCAUACUCGAGCGAGAUGAGCCUCGAGUUCCCGACGAGUGACCAAUUGUGCCGAGGCGGAAUUCUGGCGGAUGAGAUGGGCCUGGGCAAGACUAUCGAGAUCUUGAGCUUGGUACACUCCAACAAGAUGGACAAGGCGGAGCUGGACGCGCCCGAGGAGGCGUUCUCACGACUCACAACAUCAAGCUCAGCACCAACGCCACGAAGAUCAUCGCCAACAACUCUUAUUGUAUGUCCGAUGAGUUUGAUUUCGCAAUGGCGCGAUGAGACUACCAACUCUUCUGGAGGAGCGUUGACUGUCGAGGUUUACUACGGAGGUGCCAGGGACCGUACAGAUGAAUCUCUUCUCAGGAGAGGGGCUCCGGAUGUCUUGAUCACAAGUUAUGGCGUCGUCUUGUCGGAGUACAGUAAGAUUGUCGGUGCGAGAGAGAACGAGCAGUCCAAGUCCAAGGGGGUGAGUGACCUGGAUAAUAUUAAGGCCCAAAAUUUCUGGCGAAAAGGAAGCGCGCUGUUCAAUGUGGACUUUCAUAGAGUUGUACUGGAUGAAGCCCAUCAGAUCAAGAGCCGGCUAACCAAGACUGCAAAGGCGUGCUAUGCACUCAAUUCUGUGCGGAGGUGGGUCGUCACUGGAACUCCUGUUCAAAACAAGCUGGAAGAUCUGUUUUCACUCGUCCAUUUCUUGCGGGCCGAGCCUUGGUCCAACUUUUCGUUCUGGCGCACGUUUAUCACGAUACCGUUCGAGUCCAAGGAUAAGGAUAAGGCUAUGCGAGUGGUUACGUCGGUUCUGGAACCCCUUGUCUUGAGACGGACCAAAACUACCAAAGAUGAGAAUGGAGACCCGAUCAUCAUGUUACCAGAGAGAACUAUUGAGAUUGAAUAUCUCAAGUUUUCAGCUCAAGAGAACGACAUCUACCAGGCCUUGUUCAAGGAUGGAAAGACUAAGUUUAACCACUACUGCAGGGCGGGUACAGUGCUGAGGCAUUAUGCCAGUAUCUUUCAACUACUUAUGAGGAUGCGCCAAGUGUGUGACCAUCCAUUGCUGGUAGUGGGGCGAGGAGGCAAGGCAGACGGCGCACAAGAUCUCAAGGAUGGCCCAGUCCAACUGGAGGAGCUCAUGGCAAAGUUCUCUGGCGACAGCGACCAGAAUGAUACAUCCUUUGGAGCGAGCGUACUUGAGAACUUGAUGAGGAACACGGAGGCUAUCCCAGAAUGCCCAGUCUGUUUUGAGGAUAUGGCAGAUGGCGUUCUGAUGCCUUGCAUGCAUGCUGCCUGUCGCAGUUGUGUUCUUGACUAUCUCCAAGUCCGCGAUGACAAGGGCGAGAGUGGAGAGUGUCCGAUUUGUAGGCAAGGCCCCAUCACUGAGAACGAUUUGAUCGAGUAUACCACUUCCGAGGCAGCAGCAACUGGAGCUAGAAAGGAGCUUACAGACGACGAGAGGUCAAACGUGUCAGGAGGAAACGUUCUGAUCAGCGAUCCUAGCGGCAACAGUACCCGUGUGAUCCAGAUGCGGCGAAACAACUUCAAGUCCUCGGCCAAACUGGACGCGUUGAUGCGACAUUUGAAUCGAGACCGGAAAGCAGACCCUGACACAAAGGCAGUUGUGUUUUCUCAAUUCACGGGAAUGUUGGAUUUGGCAGGGUCGAUUUUGGACAGGGAUGGAUUCCAGUUUUUGAGGUUGGAUGGUACACUGAGUCAAGCCAGUCGCGAACAGACAUUGAAGGCGUUCAAGGACCCGGACCAUCCUGCCACGGUGAUGCUGAUUAGUUUGCGUGCUGGAGGUGUUGGUUUGAACUUGACCGCGGCUAGUCGCGUCUACAUGCUUGAUCCGUGGUGGAACUACGCGAUUGAAUCACAGGCCAUUGACCGAGUGCACCGAAUUGGUCAGACCAAACCUGUGAUCGUCAAGCGGUUUAUUAUCCAGGACUCUGUGGAGGAGAAGAUUCUGAGCAUCCAGAGCCGAAAGAACGCGUUGGCUUCUGGACUUGGAAUGACAAAGAUGGAAGCCCAAGGCGCCAGAAUGGAUGACCUGCAGGAGAUUUUCUCUUAG